Durusdinium trenchii is the source of this 2886-nucleotide messenger RNA. The record is from the annotation of a GenBank genome assembly. NCBI's taxonomy places the organism in Eukaryota, Dinophyceae, Suessiales, Symbiodiniaceae.
AUGGCAUCGGGCUGGCACACGUUGCUCCUUUGGCUCAGCCUUUGCCAGGCAGAGCCGGGCCUGCGCGGAAGUGAGCUAACACGCGCCGCCAAUGAGAGACAACGCGACCUACAGAAGUGUGGAGUUCUCGGAGGUCAUCCAGGAUUUCAAAACCGCAUUAUGCAUGGGAGGAGCGCACAAAAAUGCACCUGGCGAUGGCAGGUGAGCCUGCAUGACACUCGAAGGAACAGUACAGAAUCUCACUUCUGUGGUGGGACACUCAUUGAUGCCAAGUGGGUCCUUACGGCGGCCCACUGCGUGGGGUCCUACAGCAAGUGCGAUAAAGGCUUCGUGCGUGUGGUCGCCGGUGAGUGGAACCACGCCAUCAAAGCGCGAAAGGAUAGCAUCUCCCAACGCAACGUUUCGAGGAUUCUAACACACCCGAGGUACUCUAGUGAGGCACCGUCGGAUUACGACUUUGCUCUCUUGGAGUUGCAGGAGGCUAUGCCGAUCAACGAGUGCAUUGGCUUAGCAUGUCUCCCCUACACAGAUGACCUUCCAGGCCAAGGAUGCAGCAUCACCGGCUGGGGAGCAGCCGCCACGGGGCCACGGCCCAACAUUUUGCAGGAAGCAUCUGUCACCACCUUGACUCAUGAGGCAUGUGUAAAGAAUUAUUCGGAGCACAACUCCAGCAUCACCGCCUCGAUGCUGUGUGCUUCCGGCCUCUCUGAGUCGGGCCAGACCACCGAUGCCUGUCAUGGUGACAGCGGUGGGCCCUUGGUCUGCGAGGAGCACGGUGCCUUCGUGGUACGGGGCGUGACCUCCUGGGGCUUCGGCUGUGCCUCUGCACGGUUCCCCGGCGUCUACGGCCGGGUCUUCCGAGCCCUGGAUUGGAUCUACCGCACUAUGGCUUCAAGAGAAGAAGUGCCAGACGCAGACUUCCAUGGAAAGAUGUGGGCAGUCACUAAAGGCCCUUGCAAAACCGAUGAGAAGGGGUGUAUCACAAGCCCUGGAUUUCCGCACAACUACUCUGCCGACACCUACUGUGCGAUAGCUGUCAAUUCCUCGUCCGCCGUGCCAAUACAUGUGGAGGAGUUUGAGACAGAACCUGGCUUUGAUCAGAUGCUUAUGAACUGCGAAUCCUUCUCCGGCAACCGAAGUCCUGAGGGCAUAGCACACACCUUGUCCGUUUUUGCCAGCUGGGGUGUGCUGGCUGCACCCUUGUUCUUCACACUCAGUGGUUUCUGCCACUCUUAUGCAAAAAUGGUUGGGAGCAAGGAGCUCUACUGGCAUCAAGUACUGCAGCGUUCAGCCAGAACUGUCAGAGCAGGGGUCUACCUUUUGUGGCAGUAUAAGAUUUGCUGGACCCCCGAAACUUCGGAUGUCGUGCACGCGCGGGUGGCAAAAAGGCUUGUUGAUUGCCUACGGCGCAAUGAAGGCUUGUACGUCAAGUUUGGACAGGCCAUGUCCACCAUGGACAUUGUCCUGCCUGAGGAAUACAAAACUGAGCUUCGAAGCCUGCAUGACCAAGCUGCAACCUUUGACUUUCCACAGGUGCGCGAUGUGGUGGAAGCAGAAAUGGGAAAGACAUUAGAGGAUGUUUUCAUUGACUUCCAGGAGGAGCCCAUUGCCUCUGCCAGUAUUGCUCAAGUACAUCGUGCCACCUUACGUGGUGAGUUUGCAUCCAAUGGUGAAAGCUUGCCGGUAGCUGUGAAGGUCCAGAAACCAAACAUUCGGGCGCAAAAUGGCUGGGAUUUGUUCCUCUACAAGCUAGUGUUAUUGGUGGUCGAGCGUGCGUUUGACCUUCCCAUGGUUUGGACUUAUGACUACACCAAGCAGCAGCUGGCUGACGAGUUAGACUUUCGUGUUGAAGCCACCCACGCCAGGCGAGCGCAGGCAGAGCUAGAUUCUUGCCGACGCUUGAAGGGCAAGGUAGCAGUACCUGAAGUCCAGGAGAAGGUCUCAGGACAUCGUGUCCUGGUCAUGGAGUGGAUUGAUGCACUGGGACCGGCCAGCGAUGCUGCUGCACUGCAGAAGGCUAACCUGAAGCCUUCGGACAUCAUGCGCACAGCUACAGAGGUCUUUGGCUAUCAGAUUUUCAGCACUGGACAUGUCCAUUGUGACCCUCAUCCGGGCAACCUCCUGGUACGCUUGAGCCCACCAGGCUCGCCACAGAGGUGGCAGCUGGUACUGCUAGAUCACGGCCUUUACUGCGAGUUGAGUCCAAAACUACGCCGUGAGUAUGCCGACUUUUGGGUGUCUGCCGCGCUGGGAGACACGGAAAAGACUGUGAAGAUCUGCGGGCAGUGGGGCAUCGUCGACCAGGAUGCCGCUGAACUGUUCGCUUCUUUGACCCAGUUCUGGCGUGUGCGGCUCGGCGGUGCUCGCCUUGCGAACCUGGCGCAGCUCUUUGGUGGAAAGAGUAGUGCGCCAGAUGUGGUGGUGAAAGCAAGGCCACAUAAGAUGACUCCCAAGCAAUUGGCCGAGGCACAAACCAAGCUGAAGGCCCGGGCCAAAAAGAUCCUUGGUGACACCAGCGCUUUUCCGCGAGAGUUGCUCUUUGUGGGCCGCAGCCUCAACAUGAUCCGCUCGGCGAACUUUGCCUUGGGCACGGCCGUGAACCGAGUCGCCAUCCUGGCAGAGUGCGCUGCUGCAGGAUCCACCCUGGACAAUGGGACCUUGGGAAAGCGGCUUGCGCUUCUCAAUUUUCACUUCCGCGUGCAAGGCUUGCUGGCUGCCUAUCGCUUGUUCCAGUGGUACCAAUACUUCGAGGCGAAUGCCACCAAGACCCUUGGUGCAGCUUUCAUGCUGGGCUUGGCACCCUUAGUCAUCGCUGCGGGACCGGUCUUCCACAGCAAGGUGGAGCAGUUGCCUCCCCUGGACUACGGACCACAUGCAGGAGGUUGA